Molecule: messenger RNA, 2178 nt
Organism: Astyanax mexicanus (Mexican tetra)
Lineage: Eukaryota; Metazoa; Chordata; Actinopteri; Characiformes; Acestrorhamphidae
Gene: nars1
Product: asparaginyl-tRNA synthetase 1
Exons: 15
Coding region: 150-1829 (559 amino acids)
Biological process (GO): asparaginyl-tRNA aminoacylation
Cellular component (GO): cytoplasm
Molecular function (GO): nucleic acid binding; ATP binding; asparagine-tRNA ligase activity
Source: RefSeq, a predicted model, not a curated record
GGGCGCCUGCGCAGUGCGGUGUGGCAGUUCGCGGUGGGGAGCAGCAGUGCGGCACGAGGCGACGAGAGGCCGGUCCAGAUAAAACCCACGGUCAGAGCGGAGAGCGCGCGGAGCACCUCACCUGAACACAGCGGCAGGAGAAGCGGAACAUGACGGACACUGUGGCGAAGGACACGCAGAACAUCUCCCUGCAGGAGCUGUACGUCUCUGACAAGCAGGGCAGUGAUCAGGAUGGAGAUGGGACAGAGCAGAACCCUUUCAAAACUCCCUUGAAGGCUCUGAUCUUUGCUGGGAAGGAGCCGUUUCCAACCAUCUAUGUGGAUUCGCAGAAAGAGGGAGAGCGCUGGGCUGUGAUCUCCAAGACCCAGAUGAAGAAUGUGAAGAAACUCUACCACAGGGAGCAAACGAAGACUGACACCAAAGACCAGAAAGAGGCUGAAGAUGCAGAGAGGAGAGAGAAGAAUCUGGAGGAAGCCAAAAAUAUCAUCAUUGAGAACGACACAAGCCUUCCUGAGCCCAAAACUGUAAAGAUCUAUCAGCUGGAGCCUCUAAGAGAACAGAGAGUGAAGGUGUUCGGCUGGGUCCAUAGGUUACGUCGGCAAGGGAAGAAUCUUCUUUUCAUCGUGCUGAGAGAUGGAACGGGCUUCCUGCAGUGUGUCCUCACUGAUAAACUGUGUCAGUGCUAUAACGGGCUGGUGCUGUCCACUGAGAGCACGGUGGCUCUUUACGGGACAGUGAAACCAGUUCCUGAGGGAAAACAGGCUCCAGGUGGUCACGAGCUUCAUUGUGAUUUCUGGGAGAUGAUUGGCCUGGCUCCAGCAGGGGGUGCUGACAACCUGCUGAACGAGGAGUCGGACGUGGACGUGCAGCUGAACAACAGGCACAUGAUGAUCCGCGGGGAGAACGUCUCCAAGAUCCUGCGCGUGCGCUCCACCGUCACCCAGUGCUUCAGGGACCACUUCUUCAGCCGCGGAUACUACGAGAUAACUCCUCCCACACUGGUGCAGACACAGGUGGAGGGCGGCUCCACCCUGUUUAAGCUGGAUUACUUUGGAGAGCAGGCGUACCUGACCCAGUCCUCACAGCUCUACCUGGAGACCUGCAUUCCUGCGCUGGGAGACACCUUCUGCAUCGCCCAGUCCUACCGAGCUGAGCAGUCCCGCACACGCAGACACCUCUCUGAGUACACCCACAUCGAGGCUGAGUGUCCCUUUAUGAGCUAUGAGGACCUUCUGAACAGGCUGGAGGAUCUGGUGUGUGAUGUGGUGGACCGUGUCCUGAAGUCUCCUGCUGCUGCCCUGCUAUACGACAUCAACCCUGACUUCAAGCCCCCCAAACGGCCAUUUAAGAGGAUGAACUACACUGAAGCUAUCGAGUGGCUGAAGGAGCAUGACAUUAAAAAGGAUGAUGGGACCUACUAUGAGUUCGGAGAGGAUAUUCCCGAAGCUCCGGAGAGGCUGAUGACCGACUCCAUUAACGAGACCAUCCUGUUGUGCCGCUUUCCUGCUCAGAUCAAAUCCUUCUACAUGCAGCGCUGCCAGGAGGACCGCCGCCUCACCGAGUCGGUUGACGUGCUGAUGCCAAACGUUGGGGAAAUUGUCGGAGGGUCCAUGCGUAUCUGGGAUGCUGAUGAGCUCCUGGAAGGCUAUAAGAGAGAAGGCAUUGACCCCACCCCUUACUACUGGUACACUGACCAGCGGAAGUUUGGGUCAUGUCCACAUGGAGGUUACGGACUUGGCCUGGAACGCUUUCUUACUUGGCUGCUGAACCGGCAUCACAUCCGCGACGUGUGUCUCUACCCGCGCUUCAUCCAGCGCUGUCGACCCUGAAGCACCAACACUCACGUUUUGUCCCGUCCAGCCAACUUCUAUAUCACUGGACAUGACCAACACAUCUGAAGGAAUACUUGCCUGCUAACUUAAUUCUAGAGCAGAAAUAGCGUGUCCAUAUUCAAUCAUUUAAUGCAAUUACGGAAUAAUAACUUCUAAGUAUCUGAUGUGAAGUAACUGAAGUAACUGUGUGUAACACUGUUUCCUGUAUUCUGUUAUUUGUCUGGAAAAUAAGUUAGCUUCAGAAUCAGGACAAAAUGAGAAAAGUGGUUGACUGGAGCUUUUUGCAACAUGUAAUGCCAUCUAUUUACUGCUUUCAUGCACUCAAUAAAAGUAUGAAUUAAAGUGA